Caenorhabditis remanei is the source of this 510-nucleotide messenger RNA. RefSeq lists its product as uncharacterized. NCBI's taxonomy places the organism in Eukaryota, Metazoa, Nematoda, Chromadorea, Rhabditida, Rhabditidae. The record is from RefSeq and is a predicted model, not a curated record. Gene Ontology annotation, cellular component: MIS12/MIND type complex. Bases 1 to 510 code for a protein of 169 amino acids. The transcript has 3 exons.
AUGUCCGAAAGAAGGAAUCAACUCUCACAGAUGCUCGACACGACUCUUCAGAAUUUCACAAAAGUAUUGACAGAGUCUAAAAAUUUUGCGAAAUUGGCUCGUCAUAGUAAGAUGAGUGUAGACCAGGUUGAAAUGAAUUCUGUAAUGAAACGAAUGAUACAAGCAACUCAAAUCAAGGUCCAGGAAAAAACGGGCAAGUUGAUCGAAGAAAACGGCAUUUGUGAGCGAUUUGACGAACUUGAAGUUCUGACAAAAGAGUCCGAAGAGUUAAACCAGAAAUUAGGAACAGAAGCCGGUUAUAAUUAUAUGAAGCCAAAACGUGACGUGGCGUUGUAUCUAUCCGACUCAACUGACAAAAUUCUGCACGAUGCAGAUAGGGAAAUCGAACGACUCGUGAAAGAACUCGAAAAAGAAGAGAAUGAUUUGGCUCACAGAAAGCAGGUUCUCAAAGAACUCUCAACUAUCAUCGAGUCACAGCAGGAAAACAUUAUUUCUUCUGUUAAAAAUUAA